UGUUGCUGUGCUGGAAACCCCGUACUGACUGUGAAGGGACCCAAGAUGGCUGACUACUCACGGGGGGGGGACCAGCUAGCAAUUAUCUGAGCCGUCGGGAAUGAAUGGCAAAUAGCGCUGUAGCGUCAGGCGUAACCUCGGAGUAACCGCGCGGCAGCACUUUGUUGGCUCGCACGACUGUUCGGGAUGCACGGAUACCGGUACGGAGAGGGUGGUCUCUCCGCGGCCCCGAGCCAGAACAUGGCGGAACACUUGGGGCAGAAAUAGCGGCUAACGGCUAGCUAGCUUGGACGUAUUAUUCAGACACAAUUGGGGGGGAAACAGCGGCGCGGGUAGUGAACACGGUGUCCGCGGGUGUGAAAAUAAUGUUACCGGUGCGCGGCUCUGCCCGUCGUGUGCUUUGUGUUGUUGUUUUGAUCGCCGGGACAUGUGGAGCGUAGGCAGCUAGCAGCGCAAGCUAACUCGGUAGCCGUGCUAGCUAACGCACCUAGCUAACGCUGCCCUCCAGCGUACAGGCUGUACUAACGGGCAGGCUGGGUGCUUCUGGGGAACCAGCGGUCGUUGGAGCCGAGUUUAUUGUGAGUACCGCUCCCUCGGCGGUGUGUUGGGGGGGGCGGGGGUUUGUAAUGUCUGCCAGCCGUUGUUUUGACUAUUAACGCGUUAGCAAACGCCAAUGCCCUCCGCACUGUAAACGGGUCCGUCGUUAGCUCGCUGCAACGGUCCGCGAGUCUCCUGCGCGAGAUAAGUUUAAAACGGCCCGAGGGGGAGAAAAAAUAAACAUAUCGUAGUUGUGACUGCGGGAGUCGAGCAGGGGACGUUUCCUGGUUCCUCGUCCCCGGACUUUGGAAUAAGCUCGGGCUGGUUGAACCCUCGAGCGGACGAGCCCAGCGCUGCAUUGUAGAGGAGAACGAGGAAAAAAAGUGAAGUUGUGGUGUUACUAGGCGAGGCGGACACCCUGUGAGACAAAGCCGAGAAGGAAGGUCCGGGAGGGGGAUACCGGCCACCACCACCUGCCAGGAUGACGGACACUCGCCGACGAGUCAAAGUCUACACCCUCAACGAGGACAGACAGUGGGAUGACCGCGGGACCGGACACGUCUCCUCGGCUUAUGUGGAGCGAUUGAAAGGCACGUCCCUGCUGGUGCGAGCAGAGAGCGAUGGUUCCCUACUGCUGGAGUCCAAAAUCAACCCAAACACAGCUUACCAGAAACAGCAGGACACGUUGAUAGUGUGGUCGGAGGCAGAGAACUACGAUCUGGCGCUCAGCUUCCAAGAGAAGGCUGGCUGUGAUGAAAUCUGGGAGAAAAUAUGCCAGGUGCAGGGGAAAGACCCGUCAGUGGACAUCACCCAGGAUGUAGUGGACGAGUCUGAGGAGGAGCGCUUCGAUGACAUGUCGUCGCCGGGUCUAGAGUUGCCCCCAUGUGAACUGAACCGCUUGGAGGACCUCGCCGAGAUGGUGGCCUCCUCACUCCCAUCGCCACUGCGGCGCGAGAAACUGGCACUUGCCGUGGAGAACGAGGGCUACAUUCGCAAAAUCCUGGAACUGUUCCGCGUGUGUGAGGAUUUAGAGAAUCGAGAGGGACUGCACCACCUCUACGAAAUCAUCAAAGGCAUCUUCCUGCUCAAUCGCACGGCACUCUUUGAGGUUAUGUUCUCUGAAGAGUGCAUCAUGGACGUCAUUGGUUGUCUGGAGUUUGACCCGGCGCUCCCGCAGCCACGGCGGCAUCGAGAGUUUCUCACUAAGACAGCUCGCUUUAAGGAGGUGAUCCCCAUCUCUGAUCCCGAACUGCGUCAGAAAAUACACCAGACAUAUCGGGUGCAGUAUAUUCAGGACAUGGUGCUGCCCACGCCCUCUGUAUUUGAGGAAAACAUGCUGUCCACCCUGCACUCCUUCAUCUUCUUCAACAAGGUGGAGAUUGUGGGCAUGCUACAGGACGAUGAGAAGUUUCUGACAGACCUCUUUGCACAGCUAACAGAUGAGGCUACUGAUGACGACAAAAGACACGAGCUGGUGAACUUCCUAAAAGAAUUCUGUGCAUUCUCACAAACGUUACAACCUCAAAACAGAGACGCCUUCUUCAAGACAUUGUCAAACAUGGGCAUUUUACCUGCACUAGAGGUCAUACUGGGAAUGGAUGACGUUCAGGUGCGUGGGGCAGCCACAGAUAUCUUCUCUUAUCUGGUGGAGUACAACCCCUCCAUGGUACGAGAGUUCGUCAUGCAGGAAUCUCAGCAGAAUGAUGAUGACAUCCUCCUGAUCAACCUGAUCAUUGAACACAUGAUCUGUGACACAGACCCCGAACUGGGGGGGGCGGUGCAGCUGAUGGGCCUGCUAAGGACUCUGGUGGACCCAGAGAAUAUGCUGGCUACGGCAAAUAAAACUGAGAAGACAGAGUUCCUGAGCUUCUUCUACAAGCACUGUAUGCACGUCCUCUCGGCUCCACUACUGGCCAACACCACGGAGGAAAAACCCAGCAAAGGUAUUGAACAUCUGUUUGGAUACAUGUGUGACGGGUUUUUUAUUGUUCAAACUUUGUCAACAAGUAUGUACUUAGUUACCAUCUUUCUUUUAUGUUCAGAUGACUUUCAAACAUCCCAGUUGCUGGCGUUGAUUCUGGAGCUGUUGACGUUCUGUGUGGAGCAUCACACCUAUCACAUCAAGAACUAUAUCAUCAACAAGGACAUUCUCAGGAGGGUUCUGGUGCUCACUGCGUCUCAGCACGCGUUCCUGGCCCUAUGUGCCCUGCGCUUCAUGCGGAGGAUCAUUGGUCUGAAGGAUGAAUUCUACAAUCGCUACAUCAUGAGGAACUUUCUUUUUGAGCCCGUCAUCAAGGCCUUCCUCAACAAUGGAUCCCGCUACAAUCUCAUGAACUCGGCAAUCAUUGAGAUGUUUGAGUAUGUCCGUGUGGAGGAUGUGAAGUCUCUCACAGCUCAUAUAGUUGAGAACUACUGGAAAGCUCUGGAAGACGUCGACUAUGUCCAGACGUUCAAGGGCCUGAAGCUGCGGUAUGAACAGCAGCGAGAGAGACAAGACAACCCCAAACUGGAUAGCAUGCGCUCCAUCCUGCGGAACCAUCGCUUCCGUCGUGAUGCACGGACGCUGGAGGAUGAAGAGGAGAUGUGGUUCAACACAGAUGAGGACGACCUGGAGGACGGUGAGGCGGUGGUUCCUCCCUCUGACAAGAUGAAGAGCGAGGAAGACCUCAUGGAACCUAUAAGCAAAUUCAUGGAGAGAAAGAAAUUGAAAGACCCAGACGACAAAGAAGUUCUGGGGAAGUCGAGCUUGUCAGGUCGACAGAAUCCCAGCUUCAAACUCUCCUUCUCUGGCUCAACUAAAACCAGCCUAUCCAGCCCCCCCUCAUCUGCCUCGCUGAACCCAGGUUCUCCGGGAUCACCGGGGUCUCCGGGCUCAGGAGUGCGCAGCUCACCCCCCAACACAACCGUAACCACAAAGGGAGGUUUAGUGGGACUGGUUGAUUAUCCUGAUGAUGACGACGACGAGGAGGAAGAGGAGGAGGAGGAAGAUGCGGACAGUAAAGGGGAACCCCUGCCCCCUUCGAAGAAGUCCAAACUGAGCUCCUAAAAGAAGCAUCGCCGUCUCAGCUUGUGCUCUGCUCAGACAGUUUCAGUGCAUAGACUUUACACAAGAAUGAUCAAACUUGUAAACAAAUUGAAUGAAUGAAUGCAAACCGCCCCUCUCCGUCAGCGGGCGGCCCACAGAGGAGCAGACUGUGAAUGGAUUUGGAGCCUCCUCAGUUUAGCCCCAAGACUCGUUCAUACAAGUGCCAAUCGGGAGACCAGGAGUGGGUAAAAAAAAAAAAAGUCUGAAAAGUGGAACAGGCCAGUGAAAGUUGGGGGGGAAAGUUCGGACUCGGACAGUACAAAACAUGUUGGACUUUAACAACUCAGCAACUGGAGGAAAAGACCACACACAAAACAAGUACAAGCAGAAUGAAGCCCCAGAGAGCUCACAGGCUCGGACCAUAACCCACUGCCCCCCCCCCGCCCCCCACUCAGGAAGGACAUCACAGUGGCCCAGACGGGUCGGCCAAUUCAGACCCAGAACCACAACUCGCACCCCACCCCCCCUCUCCCCGGAAUCCUUUCUUACUUCUUUUCUCCUCUGCUCUCUUCUUCGUCUGUUUGCUUUCUGCCCCCCACCCCCCUUUUUUUUAAGUUAGUAUAUAGGACCAGACGGGAGGCGGCAUGUGGCAAAGAGCUGUCCUUGUUGUCGUUUGAUGAUGUCAUCAGUGUCGUUGUUCCUCAGCGGACGUUCUUUCUGACUAGAAAAAAGCCAGCAGUUUCAGUUUUUCCUUAUUUUUUUAUUUUUUUCUCUAUUUGUCUCUGUCUUUCUCCUGUUUUUUGUAAAUGAUAACAAAAAAGACCUGCCUUUAAAUGUUCAGGACGUUUUCAGUCACACUUGAACAGGUUUUUAAAGACCUCAGUAGGUGAGCUAGUUUUACCCUUUUUGCCCUUUGAAACUGCAGAUUUUUUGGAGAAUUUGUAAUCCCGUCUUGAUUAAAGAUUGAGUGGAAUUCUAGAUGUGAUGAAUUUUGUCAUAUCUUCUCAUUUUUUUUCCUUUUCCAUGAGUGUACACUUAGUUGUUCAGAAUAUUUGGGACCAUUAAAAUGAUCUUUGCUGUAA
Messenger RNA from Hippoglossus stenolepis (Pacific halibut), 4644 nucleotides. RefSeq names its product SMEK homolog 1, suppressor of mek1 (Dictyostelium) (gene ppp4r3a). The coding region runs from base 1019 to 3583 and encodes 854 amino acids. Gene Ontology annotation, biological process: protein dephosphorylation; DNA damage response. Gene Ontology annotation, molecular function: protein phosphatase activator activity. The transcript has 14 exons. Gene Ontology annotation, cellular component: protein phosphatase 4 complex; nucleoplasm. Lineage: Eukaryota; Metazoa; Chordata; Actinopteri; Pleuronectiformes; Pleuronectidae. The record is from RefSeq and is a predicted model, not a curated record.